AUGGAUGGAAACAAGACAUUUUCCAGCGACUUCACCCUUGUGGGGCUCUUCACUCAUAAGAAAACUGCAGGGUUCCUUUUCAGUGUCAUUUGUGUCAUCUUCUUCAUGGCCAUGAUCGCAAAUGGGGUCAUGGUCUUCCUGAUCCACACAGACCCUCUCCUCCAUACUCCUAUGUACUUCCUACUCAGCCACCUCUCCUUCAUUGACAUGAUGUACAUCUCCACCAUCGUACCCAAGAUACUGGCAGAUUAUCUAAUAGGCAAGGGGGCCAUCUCUUUCAUUGCCUGUACACUCCAGUACUUUCUCUACAUGGGUUUUGUGGGAGCCGAGUUCUUCCUGCUGGGGCUCAUGGCAUAUGACCGUUAUGUGGCCAUCUGCAACCCCCUUCGCUAUCCGGUCCUCAUGAGUCGGCGUGUCUGCUGGUUGAUCUUGGCCAGCUCUUGGUUCGGUGGUGCAUUGGAUAGCUUUCUCCUCACUCCCAUUACCAUGAGUCUCCCAUUCUGUGCCUCCCACAGGAUUAACCACUUUUUUUGCGAGGCACCCACCAUGCUGAGGCUGGCCUGUGGAGACAAAGCCAUCUAUGAAAUGGUGAUGUACAUUUGCUGUGUUGUGAUGCUUCUGAUCCCCUUCUCAGUGGUAAUUUCAUCCUAUGCCCGGAUUCUUGUCACUGUGCAUCAUAUGAAGUCAGCAGAGGGGAAAAAGAAGGCCGUUGCCACGUGCUCUUCUCAUGUGAUUGUGGUGACAUUAUUUUAUGGAGCUGCCUUGUACACCUAUAUGCUCCCGCAAUCCUACCACACGCCACUGAAAGACAAGAUCUUCUCUGCUUUUUAUACUAUCCUCACCCCUUUGUUAAACCCUCUAAUCUACAGUCUAAGAAACAGGGAUGUGACAGGGGCCAUGAAGAGGGCAAUGGCAAAACGACGGGGGACCUGUGGUGUGACAAGGAAAGAAUUCUGA
Molecule: messenger RNA, 957 nt
Organism: Dipodomys ordii (Ord's kangaroo rat)
Lineage: Eukaryota; Metazoa; Chordata; Mammalia; Rodentia; Heteromyidae
Product: olfactory receptor 2T6
Exons: 1
Coding region: 1-957 (318 amino acids)
Biological process (GO): G protein-coupled receptor signaling pathway
Cellular component (GO): membrane
Molecular function (GO): G protein-coupled receptor activity; olfactory receptor activity
Source: RefSeq, a predicted model, not a curated record